AUGGCGGACACCCUCGACUCGAUCGUCAAGGGGGCACCGCUCCCCGGCCGGGAGUCGGCGGGUAAGAGUGCCUCCGGGACCAGUCCCAUCUCGUCAUCGACUACAUCCAAAGCCGGCGAUCCACUCUCGCACACCCCAAGCUCACCAUCGAUGAUCUACCUCAACCUUCUGGUCCUCGAAGCCUCUCUCAGGGCCCAAUACCUUGAGCUGCGAGCACGACGACGCCACCACAGCUUCUUCUUGACGCUGCUUACAUUAUGGACCUGCGGCUUCGGUUACGCCCUGUUCUUCGCACCCCGCGAAGAUGGCCGUGGUGUAGGUGGCUCGGUGUAUUGGAUGGUCGACAUGGCGGAGAGAGUAUGUUUUACCGGAGGUCUCAUAACGGUAUGCCUUGUCUGGGCCACAGGCAUUUGGGACCGCGGCGUGCGCUGGCCGCGUCGCUGGUUUGCCAUCUCCAACCGCGGACUGCGCGGUUUCAACUGCAAGAUUGUGAUUCAGAAACAGCCAUGGUGGGCCGAGACACUCGCGACCACUGGAUGGUUUUUGACAUAUGGUCUGUUCUCUAAUACUGGAUCGUCAUACCGCUACGUCGACCCCCAGGUACUGCGUGAAGUAGAUGCUCAGCUGAACCUGUCGGCUCAGGGACACCCUGCACUACCUGUCGUGAGCGAAGAUGAGGAGAGGGGCGCACACGAGGAGGAUCUUGCUCCGGGCGGCGAUUAUCUCAAGCUGUUGCUUUUCGCAAAGCCUUUUUCGCCCACUUUCCGUGAGAACUGGGAGCUUUUCCGGACCGAGUAUUGGGAGCGGGAGAAUGAGCGCCGAGCGCUGAUACGCGUCAAGGUCAAGGAGCACGACAAGAAGCUGAGGGUGCAGCAUGGUGGCUGGUUGUGGUGGCUUCCCCGGUACAAGGUCAGGCCUGAACAGCAGCUCGCGGCGGCACAGCAACUACAACAUCACAAUGCCGAGAAGGCCCACGGUCACAGUCGCCAUGCCUCGACACACCUCAGCGUCGAACGGGAACACCGUCGCACGCGCAGCAGCAGUGUGAGAAGAGGAAGCUUUUCAUCGAAUGCAACCUCGAGGAGCGCUACACCAACUAUUGAAGUGGACGAAGCAGGAGGGGUGACGCGACGAGCCAGCACGGCAUCCAACGCGUCCGACAAGCGUCGCAAGAAGCUGUCGGCCUCUGCGGCAGGCCCGAGAUCCCAGAAGCGGACCACGGAAUCGAGAUCCGUCACUCCGGAAGUGACGUCGCCCCUUGCAAAAGAAGCGACGAGCGCGAGUGAUGAGGCGGAGAAGGAUGGAAACAGCGGUGCUGAUACUGUGGCGAGUGAAGACAAUCUGGAGAGACGAACGAGGAAGAAAUCGCUUUCCAGAUCGCCAGCUCCUUCAGUAUCGUCGAUGGAGUGA
This is a messenger RNA of Pyricularia grisea, 1410 nucleotides long. RefSeq lists its product as uncharacterized. Gene Ontology annotation, molecular function: phosphoprotein phosphatase activity; protein phosphatase regulator activity. Gene Ontology annotation, cellular component: Nem1-Spo7 phosphatase complex. Gene Ontology annotation, biological process: nuclear envelope organization. The record is from RefSeq and is a predicted model, not a curated record. The transcript has a single exon. The coding region runs from base 1 to 1410 and encodes 469 amino acids. Lineage: Eukaryota; Fungi; Ascomycota; Sordariomycetes; Magnaporthales; Pyriculariaceae.